AUGUCUCUUGGUGGUGUCGCUGCUGACGGAAAUGGCAAUCCUCGUCCAUCGUCAUCAGCAGCAGAGCUGACUCCAUCUUUUGUGAAAGCACCCAUUGCUACGUCAACCAUCCGAGCCCUUCUGGCUCCACCUUCGAUGUCAUUCAUGGCAUCUUUGCAGCAAGUCAAGAGUACAUCCGGACAAAGCAAGCAGCCAAGGCCAAAACCACAAGGGGUGACAAGCUCUUCUGCUGGUGUUGGAGGAUCGUCGCUGCAAGCUACUGUGAACAGGGGAACACCCCAAUCAACAUCAGCUGCUGGUACGUACAUACCACCUUCCAUGCCGACGAUACCAACAAUGGCUCCACCAAUGCCAACAGCGCCAACAGCACCAAUGCCGGCCCCGCAGCCGGUCAAGUCUUUGGUUCCAAAACUUGUGCCAGUUGGUACGGCUACACCACAACCUGCGCCGGUUUUGUCGGCUGGAACAUUCCAGGCUAACUUUGACCAUCCAGGGAUGAACUUGAGCAAGUUUUCUGACAGUGCAAAGAGGAGCGACAGUCGCCUUGCGAAUGCACAGCAACUGCGAGAAGAGCGGGUUGACUCUGCUGCUCGAAACAGAGAUAGAAAGAGAUCAGCGAAGAUUGCCCGUGCACGACAGCUUGAUGCCAAACGCUCGCAGCAACAACAACAAGAGGCUGCUUUGAAUUCUGACCACACUUCCUUUGAUGAAAAACUGGAUGGUGUUGUCAAUGAAAUAAAUCAAGACUUCGAGACUCUCAAAGCAGAGCUAGCCAACAAUGAAGAAGAGGCGGAUUUUGGUGGGGGCUUCACUCAGAUGGAAGACUAA
Messenger RNA from Seminavis robusta, 828 nucleotides. The record is from the annotation of a GenBank genome assembly. Lineage: Eukaryota; Bacillariophyta; Bacillariophyceae; Naviculales; Naviculaceae.